CCGCCCCGCCGCGCCGCAUGCAGACUAACAGGGAUGCCAAAGGAAAAAUAUGAUCCUCCGGAUCCUCGCAGAAUUUACACCAUCAUGUCAGCAGAAGAGGUAGCCAACGGGAAGAAGUCACACUGGGCUGAGUUGGAGAUCUCAGGCAGAGUGCGGAGCUUAAGUUCGUCGCUCUGGUCGCUGACGCACCUGACGGCUCUGCACCUCAAUGACAACAAUCUUACUCGCAUUCCACCUGAUAUUGCCAAGCUCCACAACCUGGUUUACUUGGAUCUGUCAUCCAACAAACUCAGAAGUUUACCAGCAGAACUAGGAAACAUGGUAUCUCUCAGGGAAUUGCUUUUAAAUAACAAUCUGUUACGGGUUUUGCCUUAUGAACUUGGACGGCUCUUCCAGCUACAAACCCUGGGUUUGAAAGGCAAUCCUUUAUCCCAAGAUAUUCUCAGCCUCUACCAGGACCCAGACGGAACCCGAAAGCUACUGAACUACAUGCUCGACAAUCUAGCAGUUCAUCCAGAGCAGCUGCCUCCAAGGCCAUGGAUUACUUUAAAAGAACGAGACCAAAUUCUGCCCUCAGCUUCAUUUACAGUUAUGUGUUACAAUGUGUUGUGUGAUAAAUACGCCACCAGGCAGCUCUAUGGCUACUGCCCAUCCUGGGCACUCAACUGGGAGUACAGGAAAAAGGGAAUCAUGGAAGAAAUCGUCAACUGUGAUGCAGAUAUCAUUAGUCUUCAGGAAGUGGAAACGGAGCAAUACUUCACCCUUUUUCUGCCAGCCUUGAAGGAACGGGGAUACGAUGGAUUCUUCUCUCCGAAGUCACGUGCCAAAAUCAUGUCUGAGCAGGAGAAAAAGCAUGUGGAUGGCUGCGCCAUAUUCUUCAAAACUGAAAAGUUCACGCUGGUGCAGAAGCACACGGUGGAGUUCAACCAGGUGGCCAUGGCCAACUCAGAAGGUUCGGAAGCCAUGCUGAACAGAGUGAUGACCAAGGACAACAUCGGAGUCGCCGUGGUGUUGGAGGUGCACAAGGAAUUGUUUGGGGCAAGUUUGAAAUCUCUUCACGUGGACAAGCAGCUGCUCAUCGUGGCCAAUGCCCACAUGCACUGGGACCCCGAAUACUCAGAUGUGAAACUCAUCCAGACCAUGAUGUUUGUCUCAGAACUGAAAAACAUCCUGGAGAAAGCCUCCAGCAGGCCCAGUAGCCCGACAGCAGAUCUGAAUUCCAUUCCUCUGGUGCUGUGUGCGGAUCUCAACUCCCUCCCUGAUUCAGGUGUAGUGGAAUACUUAAGCAACGGCAUAGUGGCUGACAACCACAAGGACUUCAAGGAGCUGCGUUACAACGAGUGUCUCAUGAACUUCAGCGGGAACGGGAAGAACGGAGCCUCCGAGGGCAGGAUCACACACGGCUUCCAGCUCAAGAGCGCCUACGAGAACAACUUGAUGCCUUACACCAAUUACACUUUUGAUUUCAAAGGUGUGAUUGACUACAUUUUCUACUCCAACACCCACAUGAACGUGCUCGGAGUGCUGGGGCCUUUGGACCCCCAGUGGCUGGUGGACAACAACAUCACUGGGUGCCCGCACCCCCACAUCCCCUCCGACCACUUCUCCCUGCUGACCCAGCUGGAACUCCACCCUCCGCUCCUGCCUCUCGUCAACGGGGUGCACCUCCCGAGCCGGAGGUAGUGCAGCCCUGCCCCUGGAAGGGCACGGACCUGUUCCCACGGACCUGUACACUUGUAAAUCCAAGCAUAUAGGAGUGAAGUAUGGCCAACCUUAAGCUGCUUCUUCGAGCUCCUUUUCCUUAUGUGUUUGAUAUGAGAUUUUGCACAUUUUGGUGCAUAUUGGUAUCAUUUGGCACUAGGGCUGGAACCAAAGUAUUACUCCCCUUUCCAGGUUUUUAAUUUAAUUUUUGGUUUGGGUUGUUUGGGGUUUUUUUAUUUUGUUUAAAACUGGCUUUUCCUUUUCAGUAGGAAGCUGCACUUCUAAACGGACAAGUGAGAUUAAAAACUUGGCAUUUAACAUAUUUCAAGGUAAUGUUUUUUCCCAGAACAUGGCAAAAUGAGCCAGCCUUUUAAGAGAAAGGAAAGCAAAACUAGAGAUGCUUGUUUUAUAGGAAGAAUAUUAGAAAUACUGUUUGUUUGAAAACCCAAAACGGAGACUGAACUCUGCGUCCAACGUAAAAUUUGCACAUUAGUGAAGCACUUAAUACCUAACUAUAAAUGAUUGGCAGAGUGGCCCUGCCCCUCAUCUCACUACUAUCAGAAAACCAAAGAUAGCCAAAUACCUAUGAUCAAAUUCGAGCUCUAAAUCCUCCUGAUGCCAAUUUAUUUGGGAGCUGUUGUUGGUCAGGGUCGAAUUAAAAAGCUGCUGGUUCCUUCCCAACUGUUAAUGCUCUUUGGAUGCGUUGGAAAUCCUUUUUUCCUUCCUUAUUAAUGCUCUGGGUGGCCAGUUCAAAACCUUGUGCCUGAAGAGGCAUUAAACAUUGAUGCAAUUUUCUGAAAAAAAAAACAAAACAAAACAAAACACAAACCUGUUUGGCUGCUUAAUGUUAAAAAAAAAAAAAAAGGCACAGUGAUAGGAAAAGGUCGUGUCUGUGUUUUUAAGUUUUUCUUUAUUCUGCUUUUUUGCUGCUAUAAGAUUUUCUUGAAUUUCUAUUUGAAACUUUUCAUGCACUUUACUGUUUCUAGUCUCCAAAUGUGAUAUUUUUAAUAAAUGAAAAACAUUUUCCAUGAUGUGAAUGAAAUUUUUAAGCAGAUU
Messenger RNA from Empidonax traillii (willow flycatcher), 2757 nucleotides. It is a transcript of the gene CNOT6L, whose product is annotated as CCR4-NOT transcription complex subunit 6 like. Bases 34 to 1683 code for a protein of 549 amino acids. The record is from RefSeq and is a predicted model, not a curated record. Gene Ontology annotation, biological process: nuclear-transcribed mRNA poly(A) tail shortening. Gene Ontology annotation, cellular component: CCR4-NOT complex; nucleus; cytoplasm. Gene Ontology annotation, molecular function: poly(A)-specific ribonuclease activity; protein binding. NCBI's taxonomy places the organism in Eukaryota, Metazoa, Chordata, Aves, Passeriformes, Tyrannidae. The transcript has 12 exons.